CGUCAGGAUAAUACUUGAAAACGUUGUAGCAAAGCCGGGAGAUGGCGAAGAAGAGAGACAGUCCGAAGCUCAUCAAAAUCAAAGACGCCAUUAAACUCAUCAACCAAGAAGUCAGUCUCAUUGGUAUCGUCCUUGAACAAAGAGAACCAAAACAAUGUCGCAACAAUGAUUGGAUUUGUACUCUCCGGAUAAUUGAUGAUACGUAUCCAAGUCCUGGACUUACUGUUAAUGUAUAUAGUAGGACUCUUGAACAACUUCCUCAAAUCAAGAACCACGACGACAUGAUUCUGUUUACUCGCAUUAAGGCACAAAGAGUCUUCAUUUUCCUUGUGUGUUUUGUGGAGGAGGUAAUAAAGUUUGGAUUUUUAUUGUGUAGAUGCAAACUUUUGAUAGUGGAAAAAGAGUAAACGCUGCUUGUAGUAGAUGGGUUUCUUCCUUUGCCUUGUUCGAAGGUGAGGAUUUGGUUUGUUACCAAUGUAGUUCCAAUAAGCUUUCAUUUCCUGUUUUGGUACUUAGCUAUGCAGAGUAUAUCUUACAGAACAAAACCUUGCUCCGUAGAUAGGAAAACGCUUUGAUUUGGUGUGUAGGGUAAUAUGCUCUAUACUCUCUAUUAACAUGAGAAAGCACUUCAUUGUUACUUACAAAUCUUUUUUUGGCUCAAACUGUAUACCUUUUAUGUUUUGUUGACUGAUACUACCUUGUUUUCUGCUGUUUCUUGUGAUGGAGAUUCUCCAUGCCGAUGAAGAUACGAGCGCUGUUUUUGUUUGGGACGGGACUGAUGCACCCCCAGCAUCUAUUCUGGCUAAGUGAGUAUUAACUAGCAAGGAAAAGAGUUUUCAAUCUUCAGAUUAUCUGUUUUGAGCUGAGUCAUUCAUUCAGGCUUGACUCUACGCUUUCCAUAUCCUACGCUUACUCUUCUUCUAUUUGG
Molecule: messenger RNA, 928 nt
Organism: Arabidopsis thaliana (thale cress)
Lineage: Eukaryota; Viridiplantae; Streptophyta; Magnoliopsida; Brassicales; Brassicaceae
Product: Nucleic acid-binding, OB-fold-like protein
Exons: 2
Coding region: 42-407 (121 amino acids)
Biological process (GO): telomere maintenance
Cellular component (GO): nucleus; chromosome, telomeric region
Molecular function (GO): single-stranded telomeric DNA binding; DNA binding
Source: RefSeq, marked reviewed